Saprolegnia parasitica CBS 223.65 is the source of this 2718-nucleotide messenger RNA. RefSeq lists its product as hypothetical. Gene Ontology annotation, molecular function: metal ion binding. The coding region runs from base 54 to 2570 and encodes 838 amino acids. The record is from RefSeq and is a predicted model, not a curated record. NCBI's taxonomy places the organism in Eukaryota, Oomycota, Saprolegniomycetes, Saprolegniales, Saprolegniaceae. The transcript is spliced from 5 exons.
CGUUGACGCGGCGACUGCAUUGCACCUCUCGUACGUUCUCGCGCAGGCCAGUCAUGUUUGGAGGCACGGCCGUGACGGGCCAGCACCAGCUCCUCAGCGGCACGGCGCAGCUCGCCAAGAAGUACCAUCAAAUGAAGCACGGCGACGGCGGCAGCGGCGUGGACCGGCGGCGGGGCACGUCAGUGCUGCCAGACGAAGCUGCUGAUUUGCGUACGCUUGGCGACGCGAGCGCGCGGGCGCUUCUUCAGCAGGACGCCGACGCGCAGACGGCAUACACCAAGCUCACAGAGCACGACAAGAUCGCGCUCUUCGAGGUCGCUACGGACACGUACUACGCGGUCAAAGGCGUCAUCACGGUGCACACGUGCCUCUCGGAGGUCAUGCACAUGCUCAACACCAAGAACCCCGAGCAGUGGAGCGAUGUCAUGACCCGGUUCCUCGGGCCCAUGCACACCGCCUCGUGCCUUUGGUACCGGGACCGGUCCGUACGCAGCGAUGACUAUGCAACGUCCGUCCACACACUUGUGGUCAACCCCGCCGCGCUUAACACCGUGAGCGAGCGCAACGCGACGGACCGGGAGCCCCGGGAGUUUUGCUACCUUCGGUACUCGGACUACUUUGAGCUGGGCGAGCACAGCAUUGAGCGCACGCUGCCGGAGGACGUGGUGCGACCGACGCUCCGCGGAGUCUCGGUCUGGGAGUCCGUGUCGCUGCUCGAUGGGCCCAAGGAUGCGACCGGCACCUUUCACCGCAGUGGCUUCAUCGUCGAGCCAACGCACGUGGUCAACACGGUCAAAGUGUCGUUCGUUCUAACAUCGACGCUGGCGGCCAGUCGCGAUCUCUCGCAUCACUCGAGCAGCCGUCACUUGAGCCACGCCAGCUACCGCCUCGGGACAACCGCCGACGGCUUUUUCCUCCAGCGCCUCGUCCGGUCGACCAUGCACCACUUUAGCAGCGCGCUCAUGGACCAGCGCAUCCCGACCGACCGGCUGCUCGCAAAAGAGCUCUGGAGCGAUGGCAGCAUGUGCUGUCUCUGCCUCAAGAACUUUACGCUCUUCCGACACAAGCACCACUGCCGCCUCUGCGGCGACGCCAUCUGCACCUCGUGCUCGAUCAACCGCCACCGGCCGACCGACCGCCAAGACAUUCGCGUCUGUGGCGCGUGCGUCGACGGCAAUGCCGCCAACAUGAUCCGCGCGUCCAGCAAGCUCUACUCGCAGGAAAACAUCCGCGCCAAGCAGCUGCUGCAGGCGACUGCGCUCCCGUCGAGUCGCCACCACAGCGAGUUUCGGUCGGCGCGCGGCCACUCGGCAGUCUCGUCGUUGGGUCCGCGGCCCAUCGAGACAAAGGACGGCGAGGACGCACAUGGCGACCCGCUGCACUUUGCGAGCCAGCGCACGUUCGUGCUCGAGGACCCGGUCGAACUUAGUACGAAGCCGGACUUUCGCAAGACCAAGUCCGAGUCGCGGCUCAAGGUCGACCACGUCAAGAGCGACGCGUUCGCCUUUGCGGCGCAGCAGCCUGGGACGCCGCCGGCGCGCCGACACGACCGUCCGUACCCGCGGGCGUCCUACGCGCCGCGGGCAAGCGACCCGAGCCCGAGGCGCCACCUGCGUCGUCGUGGUUCCGAGACCACUUUCAUCAGCACAAGCACCGGCCAACGCCCGAGCCGGUGCAGCGACCACCGCCCGAGCCCCGACAAACGACAGACCACCGACAAGUACCGCACGACGAGCCGAAGCUCCGGCACGAGCAAAGGCAACAGCUCGAUGUCGCCAACCGAAGCCCCGAUGCAGCGCAGCACGUCGCCAGUGGAACGCUCGCCGCCGCACCCGGAGCCAGAGCCAGUGCCCUUUGACGCGCGACACCCCGCCGGCUACCAUGCACCCUUCCAGGGACGCCACGCGACGCAGUGGAACGAUCCGCGACCUGCUGCACCGUCGUGGACCGACCCGCUCACGCCGCUGGACGCAGACUACAUCACCGAGUCCAGUCCGCUCUUGUAUCCGCUGAGCUUUCGCAACGGCAACGAGUGGCCGGAUGCGCCCGAGACGGCGUUCGAGGACCUCCGGCUACGCAAGGCGCACGAGCUCGACUUGCUUCGGCGCCGCGACGAGGUCCAGCGCUACGUGCAGCUCGCUUGCAAGGCGCUGGCGUGCCCCGUGGGCGCCAUCACGGUUGUCGGCGGGUCGGCCGGCCUCCUCAUCGCCAAGGUCGGCGUCGGCGCCGACACCAUGCCUCGCCACGUCAUGCUCGAGUCGCAUGCGAUCACGUCGCGGUCGCCACUCAUCGUGCUCGACUGCCGCGACGACCUGCGCUUCAUGGCCAACCCGCUCGUGAGCCGCGGCGAGGUCGGCAUCCGCUUCUACGUCGGCCUGCCUUUGUGCACGUCGGACGGCUGCGUCAUUGGCAGCGACCUCCAAGCCGCCAUGCAGGUUGCCACCACGGUCAUGCGCCGCUUCGAAGACAUGGCGCUCCACGACGAGGGCCAUGGGUAUCAUCCUCAUGCGCACGUUCGCCAGCCGCGGGGCUAUGGCCGGCCGGCGUCGCCCGACCUCGACCUCGAUUGAGAUCGUAGUAGUAGCAUAGACGUCGUACAGUAUUACGUGGCGUGGUAAGCAGCAUGGAGCCGAUAGGAGCAAGUGCGGCGUAAUGCAUGCGCUGCCAUCGUGGGUGGCCUUUGGAUGGAAAUAUAAUGCAAAGAUUUAAUGCGUCGCC